CCGGCGUCCCUUCUUUUCCAGUUUGUGAACAGUUGACAACAUAUCAAAAUUGAAAAGGUUUACGAUAAACGGAUAAAGCAUCAGUCGUUUCAGCUUUCGUUUGAUCUAAAUGGCAACAGAAUCGCUUAAGCUUUGUACGACUUGUAAAUGGCGAAUUUGACCCCUAUAUCUACGGCAUCAUCGACAAGUAGGACAAGAAAUUUAAAGUCAAAGAGCGCAAAUGGUGGUGGCAUCAGUGAUGAUAACAUCAAGGUGUAUGUGCGUGUGCGACCACCUGACAGCUAUGCCAAUGAGAUUGAUCAUAAACCAUGCUUGGAGGUCACAUCUCGAACCUCAUUGACAUUAUUUUCCAAACCUGAUCCAAAGGUCUUUACAUAUGAUCAAGUCGCUGAUCCUAAUACAACACAGGAGGAAGUGUUUACAUAUGUUGCCAAAAAAAUCAUUGAUGGGUGUCUUGAGGGAUAUAAUGGAACAAUAUUUGCUUAUGGGCAAACUGGAUCUGGAAAGACAUUCACUAUGCUUGGUCCAGUGGAACAAGACAGUUUCAAUCAUGAGCUACGAGGUGUCAUUCCACGAGGAUUUGAAUACUUGUUCAAUCUUAUUAACAGGGAAAAAGAGAAGCUUGGUGAUAAGGUAGAAUUCUUAUGUCAAUGCAGUUUCCUUGAGAUUUACAAUGAGCAGAUAUUUGAUCUUCUUGAUCCAACCUCAACUGGACUACAACUUCGUGAGGAUAUCAAGAGAGGAGUUUUUGUUGAUGGGAUGUUAGAGAAACCUGUUUCUAGUGCAAGAGAUGUCUAUGAUGUGCUAAACUCUGGCUGGUUGAACAGACGGGUUGCAUCGACUUCAAUGAACAGAGAGAGCAGCAGAAGUCAUGCUGUGUUCACCAUUACUAUAGAAUCCAAGGAGGUGAAAGGAACCAUAAACAACAUCAAAGUUUCUCGACUUCAUCUUGUGGAUUUGGCCGGAUCUGAGAGACAAAAGGACACACAGACUGAAGGACUGAGACUAAAGGAAGCUGGUAGUAUUAACAAGUCUUUGUCAGCAUUGGGAAACGUUAUUAUGGCGCUUGUUGAUAUCACCCAUGGCAAACAAAGACAUGUUCCUUACAGGGACUCGAAGCUUACAUUUUUAUUGAGGGAUUCGUUGGGAGGAAAUGCUCGUACUCACAUCAUAGCCAAUGUUCACCCAUCCGCAAGAUGUUUUGGGGAAACGUUGUCAACGUUGAAUUUCGCCAGGAGAGCAAAACAGAUUAAGAACAAGGCAAUCGUGAACGAAGAUACUUCAGGAAACGUGGCCAGCCUACAGGAGGAGAUACGAAAGUUAAAACUGCUGCUUAGCGAGGCCAGAGCUGGUAUCAACACGAUGUCUCCAUCGAAUAAAGAAUUGUCCAAUGCGGGUGAUUCACCGAGCCUGCAGUCGGCACCAGGUCACCCGGGCGAGGCCGCGUCCCAAGAUGGUCCAGAUGAGUGGAAGAAAAUGAUGCUCACGGCGAUCAAUCUGAAAGAGAAAUCCGAACAGGAAAAACAGGCUUUGGAAGAGAAAGUGAAAAAACUUGAAGAGUUGUGUAAGAAAAAGGAAAAAUUUUUACAGUCCACCAAGAUGAUCCUGAAAUUCCGCGACGCCCAUAUCGCUAAACUGGAGAAAUCACUGAAGAAAAAUGGAAAUGCGUUCACAGCCGACGAGAGAGACAAAGAGCUUGAAAUUUUAAGGGAAGAAAUAAAAAUCUUGCAAGAAAAAGUCGAACACCAUCCAGACGUGACCAGAUUUGCAAUGGAAAAUCUCGAGCUCAGAGCCGAAUUAAGAGCCCAGCGUUCAAAUACCGAGGCGCACUAUGAUUUGUCCUACGACCUGAGCAAGACGAGAUUUUAUGCCAUGCAGUUGGAGAGAAAGUUGCGAGAUUCUUUAAACACUCCUGGAAGCGGCGAUCUGGAGAAGAGUCUUUCAAGUUCAUUGCAGAGUCUCGAGGCUUCCAAUGCUGAACUCGAACGGUAUAAAAGUGAGUUGACUCAGGUUCAAGGCCAUCUUGAGGCUGUGAAAGAAGAACUGCAUCAAACCCGAGAAGAUUUGCAGCAGUCCAAAGAAACGUUGGUCGAGAAAGAAGAUAGUUUUAGAAAGAAAUUUCUCGAGUCAAACGCCGAGAUCGAGUCCUCUAAGAAAACAAUAACAGAACUCCAGAGAACUUUGGAAACUCUCCAGCUGAAGACAGCUAUCGAGCGUACCACAUUGAAUGAUGUUCACAUGCAAGCUAUACGGACAUUAUCCUCUCCCCGAUCGUUCACCAGCACGCCGAGCAGAAAGCGUCCACCCCAUCCCCAUCAAACCCCUGGUUCACCCCACCGCCACAGCACGUCGGGCAUUCUGGACGAGCAGGCACCUAAUGGCCUUCCCCUCACACGACGCGACAGCUACCACGAUGUGAACGAACCUGACCUCGAAGAAUCUUUCUUGAAAUACGAACCAGGCACUCCCGAUGACGAGGAAAUUUAUCAGGAGACUUUGCUGGAAGAACUAAGGCAAUUACAGGACAUGUAUAAUGUCGUUCUGCAGGAGAAACAGAGCGAGGAGGCGCAGAGGAUCAAGUUAAAUCAAAUGAAAAAUAAACUGGAACUCCAAGUGGAGCAACUGAACGAGUUUCUUUCGAGUGAACGAACGAGAUUUGGAAGUGUUGAAACUGAUCUAAAUAAGAAGGUUAUCGCACUGAACGAUCAGCUCAAGGAGGGAAUGUCGGAAAUCACAAUUCUCAAAAGCGAAAACGAGGAUCUGAAGAUAUGUUUACAACAAGCUGAUCGACAAAUUGACUCCCUGAAGAAAGACCGCGAUGUGGAUAAAAUAAACACGGGGCGUAAGGCAGCUUCUUUGGAGAGCAAGAUAUGCACGCUUGAGAUUGAAUUGUCGAAUACGAAGGGCGAGAUGGAAGAAAUUCUGGAAAUCAAUCAAAACUUUCAGACCGACGUUGAAAACAUGCGCGAGGAACUUCAGUUCAAAGAUCACAAAUUAUCAGAAUGGGAGAACUUGGUGAUUGUUGAACGAGGAAAGCUCAAGUCGCUGAAAAAUGAGUUGGAGAGUUGCCUUGAAAAACUGCACAUGGUUACUGAAGCAAAUGAGAAGUUGAAUACGCAGGCUGAUAAACAACAGCAGUUGAUCGCUGCUUUGGAACAGUGCGUUGACCUCAAAGAUGAACUGCAACAAAGUAAUGCUCUUUGCGAAGAACAGGGCGAAAAAAUAAUUGCAUUGAAUAAAAAAGUAGCCGAACGUGGCGAGUUGGUGUCUGAAUUGAAACGACAAGUCCAAGAAGAGAAGGACUAUCGUCUGAAGCUUUUAGACUCAGUCAAAGAGCUGAAGUCAACUCUAUGUGAGAAAGAGUCUAAGAUAACUUCACUGGAAAGUGUCAUCGCAGAAAAGAAAGAUAAAAUUGAAGAACUGACGAGUGACAUUGAGAAGAGGCAACAAGUUAUUUCAAAGUUGAAAGAAAGACUUCACAACGAAAAUGAGAAGCAUGAACAGGAACGAGAGACACUUCAAAGCGAGAUUUUAGCUCUUAAAGAAGAGGUCACGACGACAUCGGAGCAUUGCCGGGAGCUUGUGCGUACGUUGGAAGAACAGCAGCAACAAUUUGGCACAUUACAGAGCGAACUCAAGGAAAAAAAUGAUGAACUAUUUAAUCUGAAUAACAGGAUUGCUGAGAUCGCUGCCUUGGAACCGGACGUCGCGCAGAGACCCUCGGAUCCUUUUGGCCUGGAGACGAGCAUGGUUAGCUGCUCGCUAUUGGAUCAAUCACAACUGCAGGAGAUGAAGAAACGCGAGGUAAAGGUGCAGAAGGUUUUGGAAAGCUACGAAACCACGUUUCGUGAACAAGCACAAGAUAUUGAAAAUUUCAAAACGAAAAUGAAAUUGUUGGAGGAGAAGUCGUGCUUCGAGGAAAAAGCAAAAGACUUGGAAAUUGAACUGGAAAAUUUCCGGACAGAGAUGAAGGAAAAGGAGGUUGUAAAUGAAUUUGAAAUGAAGCAAUUGAAAAACCGCGUUUCUGUUUCCAUGUCUGCCUGUGAUAGCGCUAAUAAGUUGAAGGAUGAAGCCGUUCAAAUGAAGCUAGAGACUGAGAAAAAGUUAGCAGAAAUGACAGGUCGAGUUCUGAUGGCGGAAGAAGAUUGUGCAGCAAAUUAUGAGUCCGUCGUGCGGCUGACAGACACACUGAAGGAAUAUCACCAGAAAGAAGAUCAAUGGAACGAACGCUUUGGACGUGAAAUGGAGGCAAAGUCGAAAUUACAAAAGGCCUGUAAAGAGCUAGAACAAAGGUUAGAAAAAGCCAACGAAGACAACGUAAGAUUAGCUGGCCAUCAAAAUUCGAGACAAAAAAUUCAGUACAUAAGCGACAUGAAAAAAGACUACCAAGCCCUGAAAGAGGAGAAUCAGAAAUUGACCGCCAAAUACCAGAAGCUUCUGUAUGAGAAGACCGAGGAUAAUCGAAAACCCUUGACGAUUAAGAACGAAAACGUUUGACAACUUAUUUGAUAAUCUUUUAGUUCACACAAUAACAUAUAGGAAACGCAAGGUAAGUCUCGCUCCUUGUAAAAUGCACUAGUUUUAACAUCUGAAAUGUGAUUAUUGUUUAUACGUAAAAUAAAUGCAUGAAA
This is a messenger RNA of Dendronephthya gigantea, 4631 nucleotides long. RefSeq names its product kinesin-like protein KIF15. The transcript has 40 exons. Lineage: Eukaryota; Metazoa; Cnidaria; Anthozoa; Malacalcyonacea; Nephtheidae. Gene Ontology annotation, biological process: microtubule-based movement. The coding region runs from base 148 to 4497 and encodes 1449 amino acids. The record is from RefSeq and is a predicted model, not a curated record. Gene Ontology annotation, molecular function: ATP binding; microtubule binding; microtubule motor activity.